AUGAUUGACGAUAUGGUUACAAAAGCAACAACAGUUGCUAAUUAUAAUCGACGUUUAUCGAUGUUGACUAUUUUUUUAGCUUCAGUAGCUUUUCUUAUAGUUACAACAGCAAUAGCUGCUUUUAUUUAUGUUAGUCGAAAAGAAAAAAUACUUCGUAAAUUUCAUCUUAUAUCAGUAAUGAUUAUUAUAAUUAUAGAAUUAGCGUUUUUAAUUGCUAUUUUUAUAUGUUGUAUAACACAAAUACGAAGUACUCUUGGUUCCAUUUUAGCUAUUUUUCUUAUUCUUAUUUCUCUUUUUGCUCUUAUGAUAUUAAUCUAUUUUUUACUCGAAGAUGUUAUUAAAGAUAGAAUUGGACCCUAUCCAAAUAAUCUAAAUCCAUAUAAAUCUUAUGAAGUACAUGAAACAAAAUCUGAAUCACCUAUACCAGUUUGUGCUGAUGAAAAAGCAACAACAAUUGCUGAUGGAAACGAAAUAAAAUCAUUUCCUCGAAUACCAACUCCACCGACUCCAAUAAUGACUCCACAACCACCAUCAGAAAAAAUUCUUACUCCAUCACUUUCUCAAGAUAUAUUCUUAUUUCCACAAGAAUCACCAUUUAUUGUUGAUUUCGAUAAAGUUCGUCGAGAUUUAUUAGCAGCUAUUGAAGAACGAACUAUUCCAGCACUUGAAGAAGCUAUUCAACAAGUAAAAGAUCAUAAUUAUCUACAUCGAUUAAAAUAUGAAUGUGAACGUGCUCUGGAAUUAUUGAAUCGUUUAAUGAAAAUUGAACAUAUGAAAAUUCGAGUACUUCGUCUUAAUCAAUCAACAAUAGCUGAAUUACAUAGUUAUACUAAACCUCCGGAUGAAGUUUAUACUGUUAUGCGUGCGACAUUUUUACUUCUUGGUCAUACAGAUAAAGAGAUUCAAGAUUGGACACAAAUUCAAAACUUAUUAGGUCGUUUAGGAAAAGAUAGUGUACGUCGUCGAUGUUAUGAACUUAGUCCACUUAAUAUUCUUGUUGAUAAAGCUCAUGAAGCAAAAGAUAUAUUACGAAAUUAUGAUUUAAUACGUGUUAGCGAAAUUUCUAUUGGUUUAGCAGCUUUUUAUAGUUGGGCAGUAACAAUGAUUGAAGAAAGAGAGAAAUUAUUAGAAUCACAACGAAAAAUUGAAUGUUAA
Molecule: messenger RNA, 1155 nt
Organism: Adineta steineri
Lineage: Eukaryota; Metazoa; Rotifera; Eurotatoria; Adinetida; Adinetidae
Source: the annotation of a GenBank genome assembly